Messenger RNA from Exophiala oligosperma, 1237 nucleotides. RefSeq lists its product as uncharacterized. The record is from RefSeq and is a predicted model, not a curated record. The coding region runs from base 219 to 1223 and encodes 334 amino acids. Lineage: Eukaryota; Fungi; Ascomycota; Eurotiomycetes; Chaetothyriales; Herpotrichiellaceae. The transcript has 3 exons. Gene Ontology annotation, cellular component: TRAPPIII protein complex.
UAUCUCGUCGUGCUCCUGAACUGACUAGAAAGAAAGAAAGUUGAGCCCCUCCAGAACAAAGAUUAAACUAUGAUGAACUAUCGAUGACGGCAAGUCAAUAGAUCAUCAUUGCCACGCUGACCCCGUCUGGCCGAAACCCGGCACCGGGGAGACCUUCACGCGAACAGUCUAUGAGUCUCAUUCCCUCUUAAGCGAGACUCUCUAUUGAUGUCCAGCUCAUGGCCAGAGCCAGGGCUGAUACAGGCGGGUUUCCCAAGGAGCCUCACUCGGUGUCCCUCAAGGUUCUAAGGCUCUCACGACCAUCACUAGCCCAACAACACCCGCUGCCACGCGAGAGUGAGACCAAGAUACCACAAGCAGCUUCCGCUGCAUAUCCAAGCGAUACCACCGACCAAGAGUUCGUCCUCUCCGGUAAUCUUGGGCUUCCGCCUUCUUUUGGCUCAGCUCAUGUAGGGGAGACUUUUUCGUGCGCACUUUGCGCCAACAAUGAACUUCCACCAGGCCGAACUUUCAAAUCUGUGUCCGGCACCAGGAUUAUCGCGGAAAUGCAGACUCCAUCCCAAUCUGUCCCGUUGGAACUCCUUGCUGCCGAUGCCGAAGAGGACCAAGCAGACCCCAAUAGAUCGCUACAGAGAAUAAUCCAAUUCGAUCUCAAGGAGGAAGGCAACCAUGUCCUUGCAGUCAAUGUUUCAUACACAGAGACAACGUCUGGCGAUGGUCAGGCAACCAGUGGAAAGGUACGGUCAUUUCGAAAGUUGUACCAGUUUGUUGCUCAGCCAUGUCUGAGCGUGCGGACGAAAGCAACGGAGCUUCCAUCAGUCGAAGUUCCUGAUAAAAGCCAUGGCCCAUAUGGAAGGGCAAUUCUAGCUCGGUACGUGCUGGAAGCUCAGCUCGAAAAUGUGUCCGACAGUUCGAUUGUUCUUGAAGAGGCACGACUCCAGGCCAAGGCACCUUUCAGAGCCACAUCUCUUAACUGGGAUGCGGAAAGGGAUGCUGGAGUCGAAGUUCAAAACCCUUUCGUGAAUGUUAGAGACAUUAUCCAAGUAGCUUUCCUCGUAGAGCAAGAACAGGAUGUAUCUGAAGGGCUCGAGGAAUUACGUUCUAGUAUGAGAAGGGAGGGCAGAGCAGUGCUAGGCCAACUGGCCAUCCAAUGGCGGACAUCCAUGGGUGAACGAGGUGCUUUGAGUACAGGGAAUCUUUUGACGAGGCGGAAGGUGUCAUGAUUGUUCAUUUGUCG